AUGCAUCAUCUAUGGAGGAGCAAGCAUGCUACGAAUGUGAAUUGCACUACUCUAUGGUUUGAAGCUCGGGAUUUUCGCUUUGGCUGGAUGGUGUCUCGCAAGGGUGGAGGUAGGUGGGGAAUGUUAUAUGAAGAUAGCCAUGAUCUCAACAAAACAAUGCAGCCGCCUGCUAUUAUUCCUGAGAAGAAGAGGGUGUCUUCUACUGUGGGCAGAGUGUCCAAGGAACAGGCUUUACAUCUUAUCUUAUCUAAGAAUAAUUUAUGA
Messenger RNA from Ilex paraguariensis (yerba mate), 264 nucleotides. Lineage: Eukaryota; Viridiplantae; Streptophyta; Magnoliopsida; Aquifoliales; Aquifoliaceae. The record is from the annotation of a GenBank genome assembly.